Messenger RNA from Candidula unifasciata, 295 nucleotides. The record is from the annotation of a GenBank genome assembly. Lineage: Eukaryota; Metazoa; Mollusca; Gastropoda; Stylommatophora; Geomitridae.
AUGUACGUGUGUACCUCUACCAGCCCACUAAUAUUAUGUACGUGUGUACCUCUACUAGGUCGUCAUGUGAUCAAGGUGGCUGCAGGAGAUAACCAUAGCUUAGCCCUAACUGCAAACUCCCAGGUGUACUCCUGGGGCUCUAACUCCUGUGGUCAGCUUGGACAGCCAGAUAGUGUCCAGGUACCGACCAGAAUUAAGUUCACAAAAGGUUUUAUGGCCUGGGAUAUUUGUGCAGGGGCAGAUCACUCUGUGUUUCUUGGAGAUGCAGCAGACUUGAGUCCAGAUGUGCUGUACA